Messenger RNA from Dendronephthya gigantea, 879 nucleotides. Its product is annotated as uromodulin-like. Gene Ontology annotation, molecular function: calcium ion binding. The record is from RefSeq and is a predicted model, not a curated record. Bases 238 to 879 code for a protein of 213 amino acids. The transcript has 6 exons. Lineage: Eukaryota; Metazoa; Cnidaria; Anthozoa; Malacalcyonacea; Nephtheidae.
ACAAGGUCAAGGAAUAAUAAUUGUCAUUACAAUGCCUACUGUAACAAUACGGAUGGUUCUUUCAAUUGUACAUGCAAAAACGGCUACUCAGGAAAUGGAACGGACUGCCAAGAUAUCGACGAAUGUGAUGCAGGUUCUCAUAAUUGCCAUCACAACGCCUACUGCAACAAUACUAACGGUUCUUACAAUUGUGCAUGUAAUAAGGGCUACGCAGGAAAUGGAACAAACUGUCAAGAUAUGGAUGAAUGUGACGCAAGUUUUCAUAAUUGUCAUUACAACGCCUACUGCCACAAUACUGAUGGUUAUUACAAUUGUGCAUGUAAUAAUGGCUACGCAGGAAAUGGAACAAGCUGUGAAGACAUAGAUGAAUGUGAUGCAGGGACUCAUAAUUGUCAUCACAACGCCUACUGCAACAAUACUAACGGUUCUUACAAUUGUUCUUGUAAAAAUGGCUACUGGGGAAAUGGAACAGAUUGCCAAGAUAUUGACGAAUGUACCAAGGGAAUUGACGAUUGUGACUCCAGUGCCACAUGCAGUAACGUUGAUGGUUCAUUUAAUUGCACUUGUAAUUCCGGUUACUCAAGCGACGGAGAAAAUUGCAAAGAUCGCAAUUCAAUGGAUGACGAUGGAACAGAAUGGCGAGAUUUAUAUAGCGUGUUACUUGUGUUAGGCAUAAUCAUGGGAUCUCUCCUUUUGGGUAUUGUUCUAUUUUAUCAUCGUCGCUCAGCGAGAAAGAAGCUAGGCAUGAUCAGCUUCCCUGUUAUACAAAAAUACGAAGAAAAUUCAGCUUUGGAAGAUUUGGAUUUGGCUGAAAUGAAACUAGGAGACAGUAAUCGCAAGUCGUUGCAUGGAAACUCCGAUAACAAUGAAAUGUUGUGA